UCGUGUACACUGUACACAGUACGAGCUUGACGUACUUUCAUUUCAAUACUCCACCAAAACAUUUAUUAUUUUCAUUAAGUCUAAUUUAUGUGUGAUGAAGAUCGUUAAACGUGUGAUAAUACGACGUAUUUGGUAUUGUUUGAUCAGUUGUCGUCGUUAAAAUGAUUGAAAACGAGUAAAAUUUGUUGGAAGAUAUUAAUUGAUUGAAAGUACAACACAGUGCGUAUUGGUUCUAAUACACUUGGUCAGGCUGACAUACUGAUAAAAUCGGUGGCUCGAUUACUUAAAUGUUCCUUCCCGCGAAAACAUCCACAAAAUAAUGCUGUGUUGAAAGGUCAAUCUAAUGGACCGGAUCAUUUUAAAUUUCCGAUGGCUAAUUGUGGUCGCUCGUACUUCAUCAAGGCUGCGCUGCUGGCCGGCACAUUGCUGGUGCUGUUAAAUCUGUACAAUUACCGGCUCGAAUCAAAUACAACACCAGCAUCAAUGUCAUCAGCACAUGGAAGUUUCGCACAGCAAUGGCCGAAACGAACACGAUCAAGUUUCUCAAUUUCACAUUUCACUCAUCGGUCGACGACAAACAGCAGUCAUUCGACCGACAACACCACUAAUGUCGCACAUAGCAGCGACAGUGCAACAUUCUCUACAACCAAUACUUCCAAUCUAAACGAUGCAAAAAACAAAGUGAUAUUAGAGAGCGAUAUCUCAUUAGUUAAGUUGAAUAGUUCUAAGUCAAAUGAAUCACUUGAAAUGUCCGCCAUGACUUCGAGAGCAAGCACUGACAAUUUGGAUAGUGUCGACAAUUCGACAAAGUCUCAGUUCGUGCAGAAGAUAAUGUCAACGCUUGGUCUGAACCACUGUCCUCCAAUUCCACCAGAUUUAGUUGGAAGCAUCGAAGUGAACACAACACUCGAAAAUAUGAAAAUUAUUGAAUCUCGCUUCAUUCGAAAAUUGCUGCCUGGUGGCUGGUACAAACCGAAGGAGUGUAAAGCAAAGGAUCGCGUUGCAAUCAUAAUUCCGUACCGCGAUCGACCUCAACAUCUGCCCAUUUUUCUCGCCAACAUUCAUCCGUUCCUGAUGAAACAGCAGAUCGAAUAUGGAAUAUUUUUGAUUGAACAGGUCAGCGAUGGCGGACUGUUCAAUCGGGCAGCUUUGAUGAAUGUUGGUUUCGUCGAAGCACAAAAACUGGCCGACUGGGAUUGCUUCAUAUUCCAUGACAUUGAUUUACUUCCGAUGGACGAUAGGAAUUUAUAUAAUUGCCCCGAUCAGCCGAGGCACAUGUCGGUGGCCGUGGACACCAUGGGAUUUAAAUUGCCAUACAGUUCCAUUUUCGGUGGUGUCUCGGCUAUGACAAAGAAACAGUUCCAAAAAGUGAACGGAUUCUCCAAUGGGUUUUGGGGCUGGGGUGGUGAAGAUGAUGAUAUGAGUAAUCGAUUGAAGCAUGUGGGUUUCCACAUUGCACGGUAUCCAAUAAAUAUCGCAAGGUAUACGAUGCUGAACCAUCGGAAGGAGAAGGCGAAUCCUAAGAGAUACGAGAAGUUGGUAACCGGAGCCAAAAAAUACGACGUGGAAGGUUUAAAUUCACUCGAAUAUAAAAUCCACUACUUAGAAAAGAAGAUUCUUUACACAUGGGUGCUUGUCGAAAUUAAGCAGGAUUCGGGCAGCUGAUGAAAGUUUCCUCUUUCGUUUUUGUUUGACUGAAAGUGAUGGAUUCGCCUGCGUCAAACGAAAAUGGAAUCCGACAGAAUGGUAAAAUUGCAAAGCCAAAAAUUGGUUUUAGUCACAAUCGUUCUGUUUGUUAAAUUAAUUGUGAUUUUGUGUGUGAGAAGACAAAAAACAAAAACAGCAAAACCGUGGCCUAAGUGCGUGGCAUUUUCUAGUUAAAUUAUAAUUUCAACGGCACGUUGAAAUGUGACAGCAAAAAAAGAGAGAAAAACAUUCAAAACUCAAAUUCCUAUUUUAGAUAUUUCAAGCAACAAUAAUUAGCAGAAAAAAUCCCUUGCAAAUGGGGGACAACAAGCAACCAACAACAAUAAAAUAAUAAGAAAAUUGAUAGAAAACAGUCAUAACGUAACAACCAUUAGAGAAAUAAAAUCAGUUUA
Messenger RNA from Bradysia coprophila, 2099 nucleotides. RefSeq names its product beta1,4-N-acetylgalactosaminyltransferase A-like. The record is from RefSeq and is a predicted model, not a curated record. Lineage: Eukaryota; Metazoa; Arthropoda; Insecta; Diptera; Sciaridae. Gene Ontology annotation, cellular component: Golgi apparatus. Gene Ontology annotation, biological process: glycosphingolipid biosynthetic process; carbohydrate metabolic process. Gene Ontology annotation, molecular function: galactosyltransferase activity; N-acetyl-beta-glucosaminyl-derivative 4-beta-N-acetylgalactosaminyltransferase activity.